Rhododendron vialii is the source of this 598-nucleotide messenger RNA. RefSeq names its product mitochondrial import receptor subunit TOM9-2-like. The record is from RefSeq and is a predicted model, not a curated record. Lineage: Eukaryota; Viridiplantae; Streptophyta; Magnoliopsida; Ericales; Ericaceae. The transcript has a single exon. The coding region runs from base 95 to 430 and encodes 111 amino acids.
UAAAACAGGCUUCUCCCUUAACUAAACAGCGUGGCAUCCUAGUAUCUCCUCUUUGUAACCUAGGGCGAAAACUGAACCCCUCUCUCUCUCUACAAUGGCGUCUACCAAGCCCGGAAAGCGGUCAUCCCUCAUUAAAUCAACAAGCAGGGACAACAACCAAGGCGGCAUCCUGACCAGGGUAUCGACCGCCGUCUCCCAGUCCCCGAUCUUGGCCCAAACCAAGCGAGCCGGCUCCGACGCCGGCUACGUCGCCAACCGCCUCCUCAAGAGCACCGGCAAGGCCGCGUGGAUCGCCGGCACCACGUUUCUCAUUCUCUUCGUCCCCCUCAUCAUCGAGAUGGACCGCGAGCAGCAGUUCAACGAGCUUGACCUGCAGCAGGCCAGCCUCCUCGGUACCCCCCCUCCCUCCGUCCUUGCUCCCCCGAAGUGACGUCGUCGUUUUGGUUAAAAGGUAGGGUUUUUUUUGGGACUCGUGAUGGUAUCUGUGAGGGUUUUUAGGGUUAUUUAUGUAUUUCGACGUUGCUGAAUUGGUGAUUUUGGAAUUUUGGAUGGUGAAUUUCUCUGAUGAGCAUCUAUUUGAGCAAAUUUUGGUGGACAA